ACAUAAUUAGCGGUUUGCAGUUUAUCUCUCUACUCUCUAGUACCAAUUAAACUCGCCGCCGAAGAACGGGAAGAAUUAGCCGGAAGAAAUGGCCUCACUAGGUUUCAACCUCGGCUUCUCACUCUCCAAUUUACAAAUUCAGCACCGUCGAAAAGUUCCUGCAAGUGGAAGCGCUCGCGUUGUCUCCUGUAUCAGCUCGUCUUCUUCUUCUUCUUCUCCUCAAGCACCACCAUCUCCGCCUCCUGAGAUAGAGCUCGAGUUCUUCGCUCCGAAGCCUGGGAGCGACGGGUCGUAUCCGGUGAAUAAAGCGAAGGCUGUGAGUGGUGCGAAGCUUAUGAGAAGCAUUAUGCAAGAUAACAAAAUCGAACUGUAUGCUGCUUACGGUAAAGUGAUGAAUUGUGGAGGUGGAGGAAGCUGUGGAACUUGUAUUGUUGAGAUACUAGAGGGCAGAGAUCUUCUGAACGAGAGAACAGAUACAGAGAACCGGUAUCUCAAAAAGAAGCCGGAAUCUUGGAGACUCGCAUGUCAAACAAUAGUAGGGAACAAAGAAAACUCAGGAAAGGUUGUAGUGCAGCGUAUUCCGCAGUGGAAGAAGUGAAUCAGUGUAAAGGUUACUUGUUCCAUAUUUAUGUGUACAUUAACACACAUCUCUGUAUGUUGAAUGAAACAUUCCGUUUCGUUUAAAUGUAUUUACUCGAGUACUGGACUAUGGUGGUGCCAUGCUAUAUUGAAUUAUUGAUAGUGAAAUAUACGGAUAAACAACUAA
This is a messenger RNA of Camelina sativa (false flax), 766 nucleotides long. RefSeq names its product photosynthetic NDH subunit of subcomplex B 3, chloroplastic. The record is from RefSeq and is a predicted model, not a curated record. Gene Ontology annotation, biological process: P450-containing electron transport chain. Gene Ontology annotation, molecular function: 2 iron, 2 sulfur cluster binding; electron transfer activity. Gene Ontology annotation, cellular component: mitochondrion. Lineage: Eukaryota; Viridiplantae; Streptophyta; Magnoliopsida; Brassicales; Brassicaceae.